Molecule: messenger RNA, 555 nt
Organism: Arthroderma uncinatum
Lineage: Eukaryota; Fungi; Ascomycota; Eurotiomycetes; Onygenales; Arthrodermataceae
Exons: 4
Coding region: 1-555 (184 amino acids)
Biological process (GO): mRNA splicing, via spliceosome
Cellular component (GO): spliceosomal complex; U2AF complex
Molecular function (GO): metal ion binding; pre-mRNA 3'-splice site binding
Source: RefSeq, a predicted model, not a curated record
AUGGCCAACUACCUCGCCUCCAUCUUCGGGACUGAGCAAGAUAAGGUGAACUGCUCGUUCUACUACAAAAUCGGUGCCUGUCGCCACGGUGACCGCUGCUCGCGAAAACACGUCAAGCCAUCAUACUCGCAGACUAUCCUAUUACCCAACCUCUACCAGAACCCGCAAUAUGACCCCAAGAAUAAAAUGAACCCCAGCCAGCUUCAGAACCAUUUCGAUGCCUUCUACGAGGACUUUUGGUGUGAGAUGUGCAAGUAUGGCGAGAUCGAAGAGGUGGUGGUAUGCGAGAAUAAUAAUGAUCAUUUAAUUGGAAACGUAUAUGCGAGAUUCAAAUACGAAGACUCUGCGCAAAAAGCCUGCGAUGCGCUGAACUCCCGCUGCGGCGAAGGAUGUGUUCGAGGCGGAUUCUGCAAUUUCAUUCACCGCAAGGAACCCAGCGACGAGUUGGAUCGGGAAUUGGACCUUUCGACGAAGAAGUGGCUGAGACAGAGAGGUCGAGAUGAGCGGAGCGUGACGCGCAGUCCAAGCCCAGAGCCAACGCGGAAGAGGUUUUAA